Messenger RNA from Menidia menidia (Atlantic silverside), 867 nucleotides. The record is from the annotation of a GenBank genome assembly. Lineage: Eukaryota; Metazoa; Chordata; Actinopteri; Atheriniformes; Atherinopsidae.
AUGACCACCAACGUGUGGCUGUCCCAGGAGUGGAACGACUACCGGCUGAGAUGGGACCCGGACAAAUACGAAGGCAUCAAGAAACUACGGAUCCCAUCCAAACUCAUCUGGCUUCCAGACAUAGUGCUCUACAACAAUGCGGACGGCGUGUACGAGGUUUCCUUCUACUGCAACGCGGUGGUCUCCAGCACGGGCGACAUCUUCUGGCUCCCGCCGGCCAUCUACAAGUCGGCGUGCGCCAUCGAGGUGCAGAACUUCCCCUUCGACCGCCAGAACUGCACCCUCAAGUUCCGCUCCUGGACCUACGACCACACCGAGGUGGACCUGGUCCUGACCAGCGACUUCGCCAGUCGGGACGAUUUCACGCCGAGCGGAGAGUGGGACAUAGUCUCCCUCCCGGCGCGUAAAAACGAGGACCCCCGGGAUCCGACUUACCUCGAUAUCACCUACGACUUCGUGAUCCAGAGGAAGCCCCUGUUCUACACCAUCAACCUCAUCAUCCCCUGCGUGCUCAUCACCUCGCUGGCCAUCAUGGUCUUCUACCUGCCCUCCGACUGCCGCGAGAAGAUGACGCUCUGCAUCUCCGUGCUGCUGGCGCUCACCGUCUUCCUGCUGCUCAUCUCCAAGAUCGUGCCGCCCACCUCCCUGGCCGUGCCGCUCAUAGUGAUUUUUUUCCACGAAACCAGUAAGAAUUUGAACUUUCGGUUUCGGUGGCAGAUCAUCCAGGACUGGAAGUACGUUGCCAUGGUGAUCGACCGUCUCUUCCUGUGGAUCUUCAUCCUGGUGUGUGUGGUGGGAACUCUGGGACUCUUCAUGCAGCCGCUCUUCCAGAGCUACAACACGCCGUCUGCAGAUGAGGCCGAGUGA